CAGGAAUGUCCCGAUGACAGUCAGAGGGAGUGGCACUCCCUUACUACAAGGACGCCGUGGCCAUCGUCAUCAUCGCCGUAACAUUCGAACAUUCGAACGCUGAAGAAAAGAGGCCGAGGCAAACACACCCGGACGUCGGCGCCAUGCUAUCGCUAUAGCAACAACAAUCACGACGACAGCAGUAACGACGACGAUACCAUGGCAGAGAUCAACGAGCCCCGCCCUGCGCACGACACAGAGCAUGGGGGCAAGAGCGCAGUAGAGCACAGCGCUGAGAUCCCUACGCCGCCCGCAUCCCACAACGACUACUCGGACGCCGCCUCCGUCGAUUCCCAGAACCAGCGGCCGCUGUACCGACGGCAUCCACGCGGGGGCCGGAAACAGAAGAAGAAGAAGGGCGGGCGGCUAAAGUCAGUGUCCGAGCUCGAGCUCCUGCGGGGACCUGGGCAGGCCCAGGAGGAGGCGGACGAGGAAGAUGAGGAGGCGGAGCCCGAUUCAAGGGACGAAAAUACAGCCAACGGCAAGACCUAUGACGGCGAGGAUUCUAAGAAGCCAAAGGCGUCGCGGCCGCGGUCACCUCGCACAGCACCUCGGCGCGGGACGGGUGUCCGAGCCUUCAACAUGCAGAGGGCUGAGUCCUCCAGCCGCGGGGGACCGCCUAUCGGAAUUAAGGUUGAGCGGCCGAACGCCAAGGGGAAGAGGAAGCAGAAGAGGGGCCAGGAACCCGAAGAGAAGAAGCAGGAGGGGGCGCAGAGCGGGGGUGAGGAGGGCGAGGGCGAGGAAGACGAGGAUAUGAGGAACAGGAAGCCUGUAUCCAUCCGCCUGGAUCUUAACCUGGAGCUCGAGGUCUUCUUGAAAGCCAAGAUCAAGGGAGACGUUACAAUCACGUUUUUAGAGUAGAGUAGUUCGUAUUACGUUUAUGCCCUGCAUUUGCCCUUGGCAUCAACUUGGACAUCCCGAGAAGGGUUUUAGACUACGGUGUUUCGUCCUAGACAAACGUCUUCUUGUUUAUAAUCAGUG
Amorphotheca resinae ATCC 22711 is the source of this 1020-nucleotide messenger RNA. RefSeq lists its product as hypothetical. Lineage: Eukaryota; Fungi; Ascomycota; Leotiomycetes; Helotiales; Amorphothecaceae. Bases 199 to 900 code for a protein of 233 amino acids. The record is from RefSeq and is a predicted model, not a curated record. The transcript has 2 exons.